Molecule: messenger RNA, 1891 nt
Organism: Mya arenaria
Lineage: Eukaryota; Metazoa; Mollusca; Bivalvia; Myida; Myidae
Exons: 2
Coding region: 96-980 (294 amino acids)
Molecular function (GO): acyltransferase activity, transferring groups other than amino-acyl groups
Source: RefSeq, a predicted model, not a curated record
GUUUCAGAUUAACUUGUUUACUUUUGCGUUGUGAAAAGGCUGAAGAAUUACAAUCAAAUCGACUGAUAAUGGUCUAGUGCAGUAAAAAUAAUGCAAUGGAGUUCGUUUCAGAAAAUCAUUUGAAUAUCCGUCCAGGAAAACAAAAUGAGAUCCAAGUUCUAGAGCGCUGGAUUAAAGAUGAAGGUUGGGAUCAUUCAACGUAUGACACGAUGUCACAAUUGAAGAUUGACUCUAAUAGCUUGCUUGUUGCAGCUGACCAAGAUGAUAAACCAGUAGGAUUUGGAAGUGCCAUUGCCUGUAUGAAUGACCUGGUGUAUGUGGAUAACUUUAUCGUGCGAGCGGAUUUCCGCGGAAAAGGAUUCGGUCGUAUUCUUUUAAAAGACGGAAUAAUGAAACGCCUUGUCAACAGAAAUGGCGUUUUGGACAGCCUGCCCGCAAUGGCUGACACCUACAAGAAAUAUGGGUUCAUCUAUCCAGGUGUACGAACUGUUUUGUUGACAAUCACUAUUGACCGUGACAUUAUGUUUAAGCCUUUGUCAGACAACAUCAAUAUUCAAGUAAAGCCUCUUGAAAACAGCCACUGGCCAGGGAUACUUCAGUUCGAUAAAACCGUCUAUCCUACGAUAGACAGAGAAAAGAUACUGCGAGCCUUCUUUGUUGGACCUAAUGUUACGACAUUAGUAGCACUAGAACAAGACAAAGUUGUCGGGUUUGGCAGUUUACAUAAAAAGGAUGAAGGUUUAUUUGGUUUGCGUAGUGUUCAAGCCGAGGAUGAAGAGAUAGCUGAGAGGAUUAUUCAGAUGUUAUUCCAACAUGCUGGAAAUGGCUCUGCGUGCCAGCUUGUCUUUCCCAAAGGCAAAGGACUACCAACCUGUAUGAAAAGCGCAAGGCAAGGAGAAGAUCUCAUUCGACUAUACACCAAACCUGCCAUUGUUGUUAACACGGAUAAAAUAUGGGCCACUACUGUGCAUAUUGUGUAAACAGCUUGAGGAUGUAUCACCUAUACAUAUAUACAAUUAACAAGUUAGUAAGUUGUGGUCUUAAGUAACUAAGUUGUGGCCACAAUUUACUAAGUUGUGGCCACAAUUUACUUAGUGGUGGCAACAAUUUACUAAGUUAUGGCCUUAAGUUACUAAGUUGUGGCCACAAUUCUCUAAGUUGUGACCAAUUAAAUGUUGCGUAUGUCACCCAUGUGCCACCGUGAAUAUUGGUUUAAGUUAAUACUGAUUAUAUUAUUUUAUUGUGUAAAAAAUUGGGUAUCCAGUAUUUAGAAAUUAUUAGAUGAUUAUGGUUUCUCUUACAUAUUUGACAAUGUUGCCAUUAUAUAUAAUAAUAUUUGUGCAUGGAUGUAUAAGUAGACAGGUAGUUACCUUUAAGCAAGAAUGGUAAGAUAUGUAUAAUGCUAAUUUUGUUUAAAUCAUGUAUAAAAAAAAUAAAGGAACUUUUGAAUAAAAAAGUAUUUUGAUCGUUUGCUGAAAAGCCUACGUUUAUACAUCAUUUGGCUUCAACUAUCUGUCACUCAGAAUGUAGACUAUCCGAAAUGGAACGCCUCGUGACGACAGAUAGUGCUGGUUUGUAAUAUUGUAGAUAUUAUAUGUAUUGUAUUUGUAUAUGGCCAUGUUGUGCUGAUCUAAGGAGGAAAUGUAUAAACCGUUUUUACAACGUGCAUUUAUUGAAGUAACAUGACAAUGAUGAAAAAAUAGACUAUCAUUGUAUGUUCACGAGACUCGCUCAUGUUUUGCAAAAAACAAAUUAUGUGUACAUAGUUCUACAAUUAUUGAAAUAAAUGGCAAUUAUGAAAUAUAAUGAAAGACUGUCAUUGUAUGAUAAAGAGUCUCGCUCAUGUUUUGUAAAUUUAUUUUUUUAUGACGAAAUAAAGUGUGGCAAAUCA